Prorocentrum cordatum is the source of this 324-nucleotide messenger RNA. Lineage: Eukaryota; Dinophyceae; Prorocentrales; Prorocentraceae. The record is from the annotation of a GenBank genome assembly.
AUGCAUCUUACAACCACAACUAUGACUGGAAUGAAGCACACCACGCAAGCGCUAUCGAACGCCUGCGACGGGCAACCAAUUCGAUGGCAAAUUCGGCGCGCCAGGCGCGCCCGCAAGGCUCUCGAGGGCCACCCCCCGACACGCGAGCCCACGAGGCUGAGGGGCGACGAGGCCACGAACGACCUGCAACCCGCUUUCAACCUGCCAGGGACUGAGGGCGACCGCAGGCAGCCGAGUCGACCUCGGAAGGCUUCGGCGCACACCAAUGGCCACGGCGCGACACUGGAGGCCACGGGCAGAAGGGCAGCGGAGUUUGAGCUCUGA